Messenger RNA from Pseudoliparis swirei, 4801 nucleotides. It is a transcript of the gene dusp4, whose product is annotated as dual specificity phosphatase 4. Bases 1249 to 2358 code for a protein of 369 amino acids. Gene Ontology annotation, cellular component: nucleus; cytoplasm. The record is from RefSeq and is a predicted model, not a curated record. Gene Ontology annotation, biological process: protein dephosphorylation; endoderm formation; negative regulation of MAPK cascade. The transcript is spliced from 4 exons. NCBI's taxonomy places the organism in Eukaryota, Metazoa, Chordata, Actinopteri, Perciformes, Liparidae. Gene Ontology annotation, molecular function: protein tyrosine/threonine phosphatase activity; MAP kinase tyrosine/serine/threonine phosphatase activity.
CAGCACAUGAUAACAGACAUUAUCCAUUUAGCAGGGGAAGUAGUAGCACUUAAACAUUCAAUGGAAAAAAUUCAUAUGAACUAUAGUUCAAUUUGAAGCUUAAUUUAGAUCAAAAUGCUGACCUCAAAGGCAAGCUAAAUAAGUUGAUGUAUAGCCACAUCCCACUUUCACAUCCAGUGAAAACAAAGCUGUAUUCAUAGCAGUUGUAUGCAUUGGCUAAUGAUUAAUGCAAGUCUAAUAUUCACAGUUUUACAUCAUCCUAAGAAAUAUCUUACUUUUAGAAAGACUCUGUCCGUCUUGUGUUGCUUUCACCCGGCAGCAUGGAGUGGGUUUAUUAUUUUGCUGAACAUGGUGGAAGGUUUAAAGGAUAGGGACGGCAUAUUAGGUAAGUGUGUGGCUUAAAACAAACCGAAACAAACAAUAAAAAAAUAAAAAAACAAUACAGGGCUAAAAAUCUCCACAGCAGAAUUACGUGUUAAUUAUCAUGGUUAUUAUUACACGUUGUGUUUGUACAAGCACGCACACUUUUCACAUUCAUUUGAUUCAUUUUUCUAUAAUUUUUAAUUAUGUGAUGUAAAGCAUCUUCGAGUACUUCAAAAAAGCGCUAUAACAAUGUAAUGCAUUAUUUUUCUUUUUAUUAUUUUUAUUGUCAAAUAUUGUAAUGCACAUUUAAAGGCCCAUUGUGUGGUUUUUAAGACCGUUCCUAAAUUGUAUCACAGUAAUAAACCCUAUUAAAAUGUGACCAUGAGCUGGUUAAGGCUGUGGCCAUCGGGAGACUCCACUGCACGCCUCAUCGAGUCUCAUCUCCAUCUCCAUCGCCUCUCGUUUCAUUGAUGUCUAUUUUGUUUUAUGAAUGAAGAGCAGAGGAGGGGAAAGGGGAUGGGACUCUGGACGCUUUGCCAUUGGCUGCUACCGGUUGACGUCACCUCCGCCGUGACGCGGUGCACCCAUUCACAACACACGCACACACAAAAAAAGAAAAGGAAAACAGAAAAAAGAGAAACAAUCCUGAGGAGAAACACUCGCAGAGGGAGAGAGGGAAAGAGGGAAGAGGGGACAGGACGGAGCGCGAAGAGUAGUGCGGUCACGAUGCGCGCAUAGAGAGGCAAGCCGCCGCAGGAUCCCACGUUUGGAGGGGGGUGAAGGGGAGAUAAACAGACAGACAGGCAGGCAGACAGGCAGACACUCACCCACACACACAGACCAGAGGAGAUAACCCCUCGGUGAAACAGCCCGAAGCGACGUGCGAUGGAGGACCUGGGCGAGAUGGACUGUCCGGUGGUGAAGCGCUUCCUCAAGGACGACAGCGCCAAGUGCCUGCUGCUGGACUGCCGCUCCUUCCUCGCCUUCAACGCGGGACACAUCCGCGGCGCCGUCAACGCCCGCUGCAACACCAUCGUCCGCCGCAGAGCCAAGGGCUCCGUGCUCAGCCUGGACCAGAUCCUGGCCGGGGACGAGGAGGUGCGCGGCCGCCUGCGCUCCGGGAUGUACUCCGCCGUGGUUCUGUACGACGAGAGGACGCCGGACUCCGACACCGUGAAGGAGGACAGCACGCUGACGCUGGUGCUCAACGCAGUGUGCGGGGACUCCUCCGGCACGCAGAUAUACCUGCUCAAAGGUGGAUACGACAGGUUUUUCUCAGAGUACCCGGAGUUUUGUAUCAAGACCAAAUCCUUACCGACCCUCACCAGCCAGUCCAGCAUCGAGUCUUCCUGCUCGUCUUGUGGGACUCCACACCACGACCAGGCCGGCCCAGUUGAGAUUCUCCCGUUCCUCUACCUCGGUAGCGCCCUUCACGCCUCAAAGAAAGAGGUUCUGGACGCCACAGGAAUCUCCGCCUUGCUGAAUGUGUCCGCCGACUGUCCCAACCACUUCGAGGGGGCGUACCAGUACAAAUGUAUUCCCGUGGAGGACAACCAUAAAGAAGACAUCAGCUGCUGGUUCCUGGAGGCCAUUGAGUUCAUAGAUUCCGUGCGGGACUCCAGCGGGCGAGUGCUGGUCCAUUGUCAGGCGGGCAUCUCGCGCUCCGCCACCAUCUGCCUGGCCUACCUGAUGAAGAGGAAGCGGGUGCGUCUUGACGAGGCCUUUGAGUUCGUGCGGCGGCGGCGCAGCAUCAUCUCGCCCAACUUCAGCUUCAUGGGGCAGCUGCUGCAGUUCGAAUCCCAGCUCCUCGCCACCUCCUGCGCCGCCGAGGCGGCCGCCACGUCGAGCCCGCUGCUCGGACCCAAGUCCUCGACGACGGCCGCGGCGGCGGCGGCGGCCACGCCCACCUCUCCGUUCAUUUUUAACUUCCCGGUUUCGGUGGUGAACGCCGCCUACCUGCACCACAGCCCGAUCACGACCUCCCCCGGCUGCUGAUGGACGGCCGGUCGCUAAAUAACCAACUCGGAACAUUGUGCUGGAAGAGUCGUCCGUCCUGCUGCCCGCCGCAGUGCGAACACGCUUCCAGGGCGAGGAGGCGAGAGGCGUCACUGUGCCUGAUUUAAAAACUCAAAUACUUGGGGAAAAACACUUUUUAUUGUCCAGAGACCAGCCAACGCUCCUUCCACAAGAUGUCUUCAAAUUGACCAAAAAUGGACUGGCUCCACCUGAAAAAAACAACAACACACACACACACGUUGACACGGGAGGACAUGAGCGGCAGCACACACUCUCUCUCCGCCUCGGUCUCACACACACACAUUCAUGACUACCAACUGAAUAAGCUCAGUAUGCAGACAGGGCCUGUUGCUAUGGAGACAACAGGUCUUUAGGAGAGGAGAUGGACACAGGAAGGAAGGAGGAAUUUUAAGCACCCGCUCUUUCUCCUUUGGGUGUCCCUCCUGUUGCCAGACAAAAGAGAUGGAUGGAAGGAGGGGAGGAGACGGUGAUAGAAAGCAGGAGCCUCUUCCGUGACAGGUGCUCUGACCGGAGCUUCCUGUCUUCAUUACGUCCUCUUCCUCUCUCUGUCUCUCCCCCACACCUUCCUCUCCUCUCAUCUCCUUUUCAUCCUUUUAUAUUCCUUCCCCCCCCCUCCUCCUCCUCCUCCUCUCAUCUCUGCCUCUCAUCUUCGCCUCGUCCGCCCCCUCUCCUCUGCUCCUCACCUCCUCACUGAAGAGGCAAAAUAAAUAGAAUAAGUUGCCAAAUAAAGGCCAAGGCUCUGGGAAAUGAACUGGGAAACCCCAUUAGAGGCCCCUGAUACACACUGUAGGAAACCCCUUCAGCUACAUGUCAAAAACAUUUUUGUUUUUGCGAGAAAGGUCGAGCAUAAUUUUCCUUUUUUAAGAUCAGAGGAGACAUUUUGCAGCAGUGUCUGGAAGGCGUCCACUUUAAGGACCACCCUGGUGGAUUUGUAUGUUUUAAUGCAUUAUAAAUUAUCUAUCUUUACUUUUAACCAUAUGUGAAACAUGCAUACCUUCUGAGACAUUGGUUUCAAUUAGUUUCUCGUUUUAAUUUUUUAAUUGUAUUUUGAAAUCAGCUGAAAACAGCUUUGGAGAUUUUAAUUUUAAUUUGUUCUUUAGAUCUAAAAUGUGCAUCACCAGCGAGUGGUCCUUUUUUAAGAUGUGUGUGCCUUGUUCACAAAGGUAUCCCAUAAAGUAGAGAGGUGCUAGAAAGCAGAUUGCUGAAUGUCCAUAUUAGGCAUUACACUGACAUCAAUAUGACCUUUUUAAAAAUAGCAAUUGCUCAGGCCGGCAACAAAAAAUUCCAUAUAUAUUUUUAAAGCAGUGUGACGGCAGAUGUACAAAGACAAACUUGAAAGUAAUAUAAUGAUAAUCAGACAAAAAAAGCAUUGGUAUUCCUUGACAUCUAAAAUAUGAGACAUUUUAUCGGCAACAUGUGUUUUUCUGUUCAUAACAUUGUGGCUGCAUUUUAAAGAGAGAACAUUCACACUGCUUACAAAACAUCAGGGAGCCUGUGUUGUUCUUCGUGAGGGGAAUCCAGGUUAAGAAAAAAACACACAAUCACUUCCUGACUUCACUUUUUAAAUCCAAACUGAAUAACAGAGUGAUGGAAACAGACACGCCAGGAGAGCUUCGUGCUUUGAGACCAUAAACCAAUAACCGGUAUUUGUCCUUUUAUGAGUCAGUUGAUUCUUUGGUUUUGAGGUGCUCUCCGUGGCACUUUGGAGUCUUGCAAUACUUACAAUCCACUCAAGGACAACAGCGACAGCAGUGACGUUUUAGGUCGUAACACACACACAUCAAGUCACAUUUUUUAUAACAUCACAAUCUAAGACGGUGUUUGUAUCGCUUAUGCUUUUAGGCUGAGCUUUACACUCUGUGCUAGACAUCCAAAGGCACACAUUUUAACCAUGGUUGCUUUUAUUCCCUCGGUCUUGAUAUAUAUAUAUAUACACACACACACACAGGAAACAAACACCUUUUAUUUCUGUUUCUGAAGAUUGUCGGCACCUAUCUCUGUAGCACUUUGAAGUGAUGCAAUACUGUAUUUAUACUUCAUGAUUGAUUUGUACAUCGUGGUGAUGGUAGACUGACUAGACUUUGCAUAUAGACAUUUUGUCUUUCUAGUGAGAGACAGAGAGAGAAAAGAGAGGCAAUCAGUGAAAAACGCAAUACUUUGGACACAUCUCUGGUAUCUGUCUGUCCGUCGGCCUCUCUGUGUUAGUCCAUCUGUCUAGAGUCUAGACUCUCUCUGUCUGGUCGAUGCUGUUUACCUAUCAUGGCAAUAUCAAUCCUCCACUUGGAAAUUUAUAUAUAUAUAUUUUUAAAAAAUCUUUCCCUCAAUUUUAUUGUGGAAUGAAUCUGUGCAUUUAUUUAUUACUGAAGAUCCGCUGUUGAAUAAACAAUGUUCUUAAUUAAUA